Molecule: messenger RNA, 3336 nt
Organism: Aspergillus udagawae
Lineage: Eukaryota; Fungi; Ascomycota; Eurotiomycetes; Eurotiales; Aspergillaceae
Product: TMCO4 family protein
Exons: 2
Coding region: 1-3336 (1111 amino acids)
Source: RefSeq, a predicted model, not a curated record
AUGACCUCACCCUCAAGCGCCGCUAUUGACCAUUCUGUUCGACAACCUGCUUCUCAAGCUUCGGGGGAUACGCAGUCAUCGGCUGCAUCUACUCUUCCAAAUAAUGAUCAGACGGACGAGGGAAGGAAUGGGGAAGCGGGAGUGAAAACGCCAGAAGAAAAAAGGCCUGGAGGGAACCCAACCCUGGAAGAUAACAAGGCGGAUGCAGAUGUGGCAGAGUUAGAUGACUUCGGACUUCCGAUCCCAGUCCGGCCCAAGGCUGCACGUCGGUCAGAAGACGAAUCACCAGAGGAUGACGAAACGAUUCAUGAUAUCGAAGAGACACAGUUACCACCGAAGUGUGAGACUACCUCCUCAGAGAAAGAUAAACCCGCUGCCUCCCACGAUCUUUCCCGUGAGAAUGACAGGCAAAGCACACCCCCACCGGCCUACUCUAGCUUAGAUAUCCACGAUUCUGUCCAACAGUCCUCUCCAACGCAUAAGAGGCAUUCGAGCCUCAAGCCGUCGGAAUGGUCGCACCAGCGACUGAGCGAAAACAAAGAAGCCAAUUUGGAAAGCGAUGAUGAAAGCGACGGCGAAUGGAAAGAAAUGCCCGCCCUGGGCGAAUUCGAUGUCUACGACGACUUUGGGCGAUUGGUUGCUCGUGGCGCCAAAGAAGAGGGGGAUGACGCAGUAUAUCAAGGCCUGGGUGGCGCUGGAAAGGGAUAUACUCGAGUACAACUCGACGAAGACGCGCAGUCGGCGACAAGUUUGGAUCAGGACACAAGCUAUCUCUUCAAGGAAGCCGCCGGCAACUCUGUGGGAGUAGAAGAAGAGCUACGGGACCCGCUCAGUCAACUACAAGCUACUAAAGAUCUUCUGACUGAAAGUCAAAGGAUUGCUUAUGUGGGUGUGACGCGGCUGGAGAUCUACCAGAUGACCCAGGAUUUGGAAAAGAUACCAACAACUAAGGCUUCCCGAAAGGCGAAACAGAAAGCGGCCGACGCCAUGAGGAAAUGGGGUCAGACCGUCAUGGGAAGGAUCUAUACUCAUAUGGAGAUCGAUCCUGCGGAGCAAAUCAUGAUUGAACAAUUGGCUGAGCACGGUGUUCAGCCUGCGGAUCUUGUUCGACCACUGAUGCAAAAUUCUCGGGUCAGAAAUCCAAUGGCGGAUGUGCUCGACUCUCCGAAGGCAUCCAUGUCCUCGAGUGCGUCUCCCGGGUUGAGGGGGAACAGCCGAGCGAGCUUAUCGACCGAACCUGAGGGUACUUCCGAACCGACUUCCCCUCCACCUUACGAAACGCACGAAGAUGACGACCUACCGGAAGUGCGAACCCCGUCACAGAUGCCUACUUCAGCAAAGAUUGACAUUGACCUUCGUUGGACGGUCCUUUGCGACCUAUUUCUCGUUCUUAUCUCGGAUUCGGCCUAUGAUGCCCGAUCCCGAUCCUUACUGGAAAGAGUCGGCAAGUCCAUGGAAGUGUCCUGGCUGCAAAUUGCCCGUUUUGAGAAGCGUGUCAUUGACGCCCUCGAGAUGCAGGAAGCUGCGGAGAAAGAGACCUGGGAUGAGUCUGAGCACAUGGAGAAGCGUCGCAAGAUGGCGCUGAAACGGAAAUAUAUGGUUAUGGGCCUAGCCACUGUUGGGGGAGGAUUGAUCAUCGGUCUCUCCGCUGGUCUGCUAGCUCCGGUCAUCGGCGCUGGUCUUGCUGCAGGCUUCACAACCGUCGGAAUUUCUGGGACCAGCGCUUUCUUAGGGGGAGCUGGUGGGACAGCCUUGAUCGCUUCUGGUGCUACCUUGACAGGAAGUACUAUCGGCUUAAGGGCUUCACACAGACGCACUGGAGCUGUGCAGACUUUUGAGUAUCGUCCUCUCCACAACAACAAGAGGGUCAACUUGAUUGUUGCAAUUUCAGGCUGGAUGACUGGCAAAGUCGAUGACGUUCGGUUGCCGUUCAGUACAGUUGAUCCUAUUAUGGGCGACAUUUAUUCGGUGCUAUGGGAGCCGGAGAUGCUUCAGAGUAUGGGUGCCACCAUCAACAUUUUAGCCACAGAGGCCUUGACUCAGGGUCUGCAACAGGUCUUAGGAAGCACUGUCCUCAUGGCUUUAAUGGCAUCCCUGCAGCUACCUCUUGUUCUCACUAAGUUGUCAUACUUGAUCGAUAAUCCCUGGAAUGUCUCCCUAGCUCGUGCAAACGCGGCAGGGCUAAUUUUGGCGGACUCGUUGAUGGAUCGUAAUCUGGGCAAGAGACCUGUCACUCUACUAGGUUUCUCGCUUGGUGCAAGAGUCAUAUUCUCGUGUCUGAAAGAGCUCGCAGACAAGGGCGCUAGCGGCUUGAUUCAAAAUGUUUACCUUUUCGGGUCUCCGCUCGUGGCAAACAAGGACGAAUUCAUCAAGGCACGCAGCGUUGUCUCCGGCCGGUUUGUGAACGGGUACUCUUCCAAUGACUGGAUUUUGGGAUACCUCUUCCGGGCCACAAGCGGCGGUAUUAUGCGCGUGGCUGGUAUUGCUCCGGUAGAAGGGAUUCCUGGCCUGGAGAACUUCGAUGUCACUAACUUAGUCAAUGGCCACAUGGACUAUCGUGCCGCUAUUCCACGGCUACUCAAGGAAGUUGGGUGGGAAGUUCUCAGCGAGGAGUUUGCUGAAAUCGAAGACCCCGACCCGGAAAAUCAUGGCGAGCGGCAACGAGAGCUAAUCCGCGAAAUUGAUGAGGCUCGUAAAGCCGCAGAAGCUCAACCAGAGAAGAAGCGGUUUGGACUGUUCAAGCGGGGCAAAUUAGCUGAGAAAAAGGGAUGGGAAACGUACGAUGCGAAACGCAGUGACUCGUUUCCGCGAGAAUCCACUGACAGCAACGGAACCGGAACCGUCCUCUUCGAUAUCGAUGCGAUCAGGGCAGAACUCGCCUCGGAGAUGAUUGAGGUCAAGCAGCUGGAGUCUACGCUCCCACCCAUGAAGCUGGAUCUCAAUUCACCAUCAACUCAAUCGUCAGCUGCUGGUACGCCGUCAGAGUACAGAGCUUCCAAAGACGGACACGCCACCCCAUCCGUUCCUCAGACACCAGUUGAAAAUUCCCUGGGCCGAUCGGCCUCUCAAAAGACGCAAUCUCCACCACCCCAUCAGGAGCAGCUCAAUAUGACUUUUGAGACCUCUUACGAUAAUCCUCCGCAACGUUCCCAUUCUUCUUUUGAACCAGCUGCCUACGAUUCAUAUCCGACGAGACCAGCUUUACGAUCCUCUGUGACGAUGCCGACUAGUGUCGGUGCCAGCGCGCUUGGCGUUAUGGCUCUUGAGCCCAAUGCCUGGGCUGAUCAUGAAUUUAGCCAUGGCGAAGAGGGUGAGAUCUCGAUGACCUUCGAGUGA